Molecule: messenger RNA, 665 nt
Organism: Hydra vulgaris (swiftwater hydra)
Lineage: Eukaryota; Metazoa; Cnidaria; Hydrozoa; Anthoathecata; Hydridae
Product: ras-related protein Rab-1D
Biological process (GO): vesicle-mediated transport
Molecular function (GO): GTP binding; GTPase activity
Source: RefSeq, a predicted model, not a curated record
AAUAAGUUUUAUCUUUUAACUAUGAAAGUAAUUUUGGUAGGAAAUGUUGAUGUUGGAAAAUCAUCUUUUUUUGUACGCUUUAAAGAAAAUAGAUUUGUAGAACAACUAAAUUCAACAAUAGGGUUAGAUCAAGCUACUAAAGAUAUUCGAUUAGGUGAUGGCAAAACAGUUAAGGUUAAUCUUUGGGACACUGCUGGAUUAGAAGUUCAAGGAUCUAUGACAAGUAGCUAUUACCGAUUGAGCAAAGGGAUUAUUUUGAUGUAUGACGUAAAAGAUCGAGAUUCUCUAAGUUCAUUAAGGAUGUGGAUAAAUGAUAUAAAUCCUUACAUUAACGAACAUACAACUUUUUUUUUACUUGGCAACAAAAUUGAUAGUUUUAAUACUGAAAUUGAUGUUAACACAAAAGACGCUGUCAAUUUUGCAAGAAACAUUAAUAUUCCAACAGAUCAUGUUUUUGAAAUAUCUGUUAAAACAGGUGAUGGCUUUGAAAAUUUUAUAACUUCUGUGGCAACAAUACUUAGUUGUGAAAAAAGUCCAUUUGUACCUGAUAUCAAUAAUGUUAACCUAGGUGAUAAUCAAAGACAUCCAAAUAACUGUUGUAAUUUAUAUUGAAAAAAUUUUUACUAUGUAACUUUUUGAAAUUUUUUUAUACAUUUUUGUUAUUA